Molecule: messenger RNA, 2400 nt
Organism: Doryrhamphus excisus (bluestripe pipefish)
Lineage: Eukaryota; Metazoa; Chordata; Actinopteri; Syngnathiformes; Syngnathidae
Product: major histocompatibility complex class I-related protein 1-like
Biological process (GO): immune response
Cellular component (GO): external side of plasma membrane
Source: RefSeq, a predicted model, not a curated record
CUUCAUCUCCCUUCUCCGCCUUCGUUGUCGUUUUUGACAGUCAAGUUGGUAUUGAUCGCUGUUUCUCAGUGGGAUUGCAACGAGAAAACAUCUUGUGAUACAUUUGUGACAGCUGAGCUGACCAUGGACUUUCUUUUAUUCUUCAUUGUGGCUGUGCAAAUACACAGCGUGGUGCCUGUGAUUCACACGCUGAAGUAUUUCUUCACUGCGUCCUCUCAAGUUCCAAACUUCCCAGAGUAUGUGAGUGUUGGUUAUGUUGACGACGUUGAGAUUGUUCACUAUGACAGCAACAGCAGGAAAGAAGAACCCAAACAGGACUGGAUGAACAAAAUCACAGCACAGGAUCCAAAGUACUGGAAGAGAGAGACAGACAUUGAUAGAAACAAUGAGCAUAUCUUCAAAAACAACAUGGAUGUUCUUAAGCAGCGCUUCAACCAAACUGAAGGUGUUCACAUUUACCAGUUGAUGGUCGGCUGUGAAUGGAAUGAUGAGACUGGUGAGGUUGAUGGAUGGUCCCAGGACAGUUAUGAUGGAGAAGACUUCAUAUCAUUGGACAUGAAGACAUGGACAUGGACCGCAGCAAAACCACAAGCUGCCCCCACCAAACAUAAGUUGGACCAUGACCAAGCUUGGAUGGAAUAUAACAUGUUUUACUUCACUGAGGAUUGUCCUUCUUACUUGAAGAAGUAUGUGAACAAUGGGAGGGAGGUCCUAAUGAGAACAGAGCUUCCAGAGGUGUCUCUCCUCCAGAAGACUCCAUCUUCUCCGGUCAGCUGCUUCGCGACAGGUUUCUACCCCGACAGAGCCAUGAUAUUUUGGAGGAAAGACGGCGAGGAGCUCCACGAGGACGUGGAGCACGGAGAACUGCUCCCCAACCACGAUGGAACCUUCCAGAUGGCGGUGGACCUGAAAGUGGAGGUGACGGCCGACGUGGAGGGCAAGUACGAAUGUGUGUUUCAGCUGGCUGGCGUCAAGGAGGACAUGGUCACCAAGCUGGAGAGAAGAAGCAUCCUGAGCAACGCGAGCCAUGAAGGCUGGACUGUCGCCAUCAUUGCCACGGUGGUGGGCGUCACUGUGGUCCUCCUGGCGGCCAUCUUCCUGUACGUGUGCUACAGAAACAGACAAGUCAAAUACGAUCCAGCUGGUCAUGACAGUGGGUCAGAUGUCUCAAAGGAACCGUUGGCUGAAGAUUUUGUGGGACACAGCAAGCUGCCAUGCAGUAACGUGCUGACACCUUUUUCGACAAAAACUCAGACCAUCAGCAGAGGAAUGAACUGCUAAAGAAAGGGUGUGCUCCAUCAAAGUUACUUUGAAUCCCAGAUAGGGUUGGGCGUUGAUGGGAACCGGGACUAUUCCAAUUCUGGGACAGCUAGGAUUUAGUGAGGAUAAACGGUACGGUACGGAAAUGUCUCGUUUUAGGAAAAUAACUGAAUUCACAAAAGCACACACACCCAAACUACAAAAUAUCUCCUGUAUGCGUGCAAAAUUAAACAUAGCAACCGAAACGACAUACAGCUUCAUUAUUGCAUAUGGUGCUUCAUUUGGGCACACUAGUUAGUUAUGCACACCCUGGACUGGUGGCCAGCCAAUCACAGGGCACAUAUAGACAAACAACCAUUCACACUCACAUUCAUACCUAUGGACAAUUUGGAGUGGCCAAUUAACCUAGCAUGUUUUUGGAAUGUGGGAGGAAACCGGAGUACCCGGAGAAAACCCACACAUGCACGGGGAGAACAUGCAAACUCCACACAGAGAUGGCCGAGGGUGGAAUUGAACCCCAGUCUCCUAGCUGUGAGGUCUGCGCGCUAACCACUCGUCCGCCGUGCAGCCUGAAAUGAAUAUAUUUAGUUUUUUUCAUCAUGUUUUCCUCUGUAAUGACUACAUACAUAUACUACUACUACAUACAGUUGUGUAGGACACAAGAGCAUAGUUGCAAAGUGGGGUGCUUAUUGGGGUGCUUAUUGGCCUGCUUGAGAAAUCGUUAACCAAUAGGGCCGUCGGGAUUUCAGAGCCAAACACAGAGACCACAAGAAAAGGCAGUGAUUUUUGAAUAAGAUAUGUGGAAUCAGAAUGUCUUUCUGGGAUUGGAUUCAAUCAAUCAAAAGUGUCAAAUAAAUCUAAUAUGGGCAAUAUGAAAUUCUAUGAUGAUGUGGGAUCUGAGCCACAUUGGGAAAUAUGAUUUCAUCUUUUUUGUCAUAAAUGUACAACUUUUUUCUCAGAUUUUAAUUUUCCAAUGUGUUAUUGUUGCUUACACUGGCUCAAAAUGUCUGAAUGGGGUUUCAGCAGUUCAUCAGGCUGAUGUUUAUCUCCAUGUAAUUGCUAUGUAAUCAUUUGGGGUUUGUGCAAUGUUUUUCAAUCUUUUGUUGUGUAAACCAAUAAAUGUUGCUUAAGGUUUCAGUA